Molecule: messenger RNA, 2532 nt
Organism: Paramacrobiotus metropolitanus
Lineage: Eukaryota; Metazoa; Tardigrada; Eutardigrada; Parachela; Macrobiotidae
Product: SWI/SNF-related matrix-associated actin-dependent regulator of chromatin subfamily A-like protein 1
Exons: 4
Coding region: 126-2309 (727 amino acids)
Biological process (GO): DNA repair; replication fork processing
Cellular component (GO): nuclear replication fork
Molecular function (GO): ATP binding; ATP-dependent chromatin remodeler activity
Source: RefSeq, a predicted model, not a curated record
UAAAAUUUAUUCCCAGGUACUGUCAGUGUGAUCGGUUUUGUCGAGGUACGCAUUAACAGCGCACCCUGUCGACGCAUUUGGAUACUGUCUAUGGAUCGAUUGUGAGUGUUUUCCCUUAAAUUGUAAUGGAGCUGACCGAGGAACAGAAGCAGCGGAUAGAGAAGAAUAAGCAAGAAGCCCUUCUACGACGUAAACAAAGCGAAGCCAGACUGCAAGCCCAGCGACAAUUGUCCGCUGUCUCGAUAUCGACAGGACAACCACAACAACACCCUUCAGGACCGCCGCUCCCUCAACCGCGUCCUGCUUUUAGCGGACCGAGAGUACCAUUUAAUACUGUUCAUUCAAUCGCUCCGAUCAGUACUGGCGUGAUUGAUCCUCUGGUCCGCCCCCAUGCCUCAGCGUCCGCAUCUUUUCCAAACGGAUCAGUCACACAGUCUGUGGCGCCAGCACCUGUGCAGUUCAGACCGGUAACCGGUCCGCGACUGCCACAAUGCUCGGAUUAUCCCCGACAGCCUCCUCCAAAACCUCUUCCUGUUCGCAAAGUCAAGGCAUCGGCUGUGGUGACGUCGAAGAACCGUGUGGAAAUCCAUAGUCCAUACUGCGCGCAGUUGAUCGAAACGUUCAAGCGCUUCAAAACGAAGCAAUAUGACACAGCGAAACGCAUCUGGUCGUUCGAAUUCUCAGACUACGAGACGCUGGAACGGACGAUCCGCACGGAGUUGGGGAAUUAUGUGGAGUUUGAAGGAUUGGCGCGGUUUGUCGUGGAUAUUCUCGUCAAAGGCCGCCAUAAGCGGACGCCCGCUCAAGAUGUGGAUUUGGCCGAGAAGAUUCCCGACAGUCUGCUGCUGCGGUUACUGCCUUAUCAAGUGGAGGGAGUCACGUUUGCUGUCAGAAAUGGGGGACGGAUUCUCUUGGCGGAUGAUAUGGGUUUGGGAAAAACCGUACAGGCGAUUGCGACGGCAGCGUACUUUAAAAACGACUGGCCUGUUCUGUGUCUUACUCCCAGUUCCGUGAGGUUUGAAUGGAGAGAACAGUGGCUUAGGUGGAUUCCAACGCUGAAACCGCAAAAUAUCGUCGUAGUGACGAACAGUAAACAGUCUGAUCAGUUGGCGAAUGCGCAUGUUGUAAUCACCACUUAUGAUCUCCUUGUCUCAAUGAAAAAGCAUUUUCUGCCCCACACAUUUCCAUUUCUGAUCUGCGACGAAUCUCAUGCCUUGAAAAGUUAUAAAGCUCAACGUACCAAAGUGGUGUCUGAAGUUGCGAAGAAAGCUGUCCGGAUUUUGCUGUUGUCGGGCACCCCUGCUUUAUCCCGGCCGGUGGAAUUGUAUUCCCAAAUCGAACUGCUUGACCGGACCAUUUUUAGAACAUUCCCCGACUAUGCCAAACGCUACUGCGAUGCACACGUAGGAAGUUUUGGGCAUAUGGAUUAUUCGGGUAUGUCAAAUGUGGAAGAAUUGCAAUUGAUUCUGGAGGCCACGGUAAUGAUACGCCGAAUGAAGAAAGACGUUGCCAGUCAGCUACCCGACAAGACUCGGAGUAUAGUGGUGUUGGAUCCGGGGAAGGUUCAGUUCCCAUCCGAGUUGAGCUCAUCGGCAGAGAGUUUUCGAGAAAUGCAGUCGCACUCAGCAUCAUAUGCACAAAUUCGCAAAACUCUGCUGACUUACUUCCAACAUACGGGAAAAGCCAAGCUGCCGGCUGUCGUUGAUUAUUUAAAGGAUCUGCUGGAGGAGAAUAGUUCCUUAAAAAUGGUAAUUUUCGCUCAUCAUACGCAAGUUGUUAAAGAAAUUCACGAAUCCCUUGGCGGUGAUAGCCACGGCAUAACCAUCGACGGAUCUACACCGACCGAAACAAGAAAACAUCUUUGCGACAAGUUCCAGCGCGAUAACACAUGCCGGAGUGCUGUGUUGUCCAUAACAGCUUGCUGUACCGGCAUUACAUUGACGGCCGCUUCCUUGGUUGUCUUUGCAGAGUUGUAUUGGAAUCCCGGCAUUCUAGUGCAGGCGGAAGAUCGCCUUCAUCGAUUGGGUCAACAGAACAAUGUUAUGGUCAGGUAUCUUGUCGCGAAGCAGACGGCGGAUGACGAACUGUGGCCAUUGCUCAAAAGAAAACUGGAAUUUUUGAACGAUGUUGGUCUGAGCACAGACAAUUUUAACAAUAUAAAAACUACAAUACAGCAUGCUGAGGUGGACUCAGCUAAACUGGAAAAAGCUUUGGAAGAUGAAGGUGACGGCGAAAACGGGCCACCUUUCAAACGAACGCGGACAGACGAAAACAUUGAUAUGACGGGUUUCGAUAGUCCGAUGGAAUGAGUAUUUUCCAAUUCUUUUCUGAGUAUGGAGUUGCUUGUACAGUUUUUAGUUUUGACUGGGAACAGAGUUAGUCGGGCAGAAAGGCGGAUUGUGCAUGUCGAAUCUUACAAGUUCAUAUUUUCGCAAUCAGCCCGCUGCAUGCUAUGGGUAGGAUUGUUUUGAAUUCUUAUUGUACGAGUAAAAUAACAACAUCUCUGUGGAAAUCAUGUUUGGAAUUGGAAUG